Messenger RNA from Jaculus jaculus (lesser Egyptian jerboa), 563 nucleotides. It is a transcript of the gene Cmc4, whose product is annotated as C-X9-C motif containing 4. Bases 149 to 349 code for a protein of 66 amino acids. Gene Ontology annotation, cellular component: mitochondrial intermembrane space. The record is from RefSeq and is a predicted model, not a curated record. Lineage: Eukaryota; Metazoa; Chordata; Mammalia; Rodentia; Dipodidae. The transcript has 3 exons.
GUUCAGGUUCCCUUAGGUGACGCAGCUAGGCCAAGUCACCUUCUUACCUCCCAACUACCUCUCAUGUGGCAACUCUACCCAGAAGAACGCUACAUGGAUAACAACUCUCGCUUGUGGCAGAUUCAGCAUCAUUUAAUGUUUUCUGGAUAUGCCACAAAAGGAUCCAUGCCAGAAACAAGCCUGUGAUAUACAGAAAUGUUUACAAGCCAACAACUACAUAGAAUCAAAGUGUCAGGCUGUCAUCCAAGAACUGCGUAAGUGUUGUGCUCGAUAUCCCAAGGGAAGAUCUCUUGUCUGCUCAGGAUUUGAGAAAGAAGAAAACCCAACACUGAAACCUGGAGCCAAGUAAAGUUGUGCUGAGAUGUUAAAUGCUGCUCCAUGUUUCCUCCAAGCAUGUUGAAUCUACUGUCCCUUCUUUAAUCAAGGUGCAAAAGAAAAAGUCAACUGUAUGAGUUAACAAGUAUACUAUGUAUGCAUAAUAGACCAAAAUACCAACAAGAUGAAAAACAUGUAGAAUUUAAUAAAACUGAGCAGCUAAAAUAAACCUGUUUUAUGUGAAAAAA